This is a messenger RNA of Penicillium waksmanii, 819 nucleotides long. RefSeq names its product DNA replication protein PSF2 (gene psf2). Gene Ontology annotation, cellular component: GINS complex; nucleus. NCBI's taxonomy places the organism in Eukaryota, Fungi, Ascomycota, Eurotiomycetes, Eurotiales, Aspergillaceae. The record is from RefSeq and is a predicted model, not a curated record. Bases 1 to 819 code for a protein of 272 amino acids. Gene Ontology annotation, biological process: DNA replication; double-strand break repair via break-induced replication. The transcript is spliced from 3 exons.
AUGGCAUUUCCUCUCCCGCGGGGCCUCACGCCCUCGGAGAUUGGCUUUCUCGCGGAGAUGGAGAUGGUGACGGUGGUGCCUCGCCAACGUCUCGAGGGCCUAGAACUACUCGGGGGUCCGAUUGAACCUCUUGUUCCUCCACAACGCGCCUCCUUGCCCCUCUGGCUCGCACUGCUCCUCAAACGUCAACGCCGCGCGAAUAUUAUGCCUCCAUCAUGGCUACACCCCGAACCUCUCAACUUGAUCCUCGAGGUCGAAUCCCAACAUCCAGAUUAUAGGGAUACCUUCUCCCCUCCUCCCCCGCUGCCCGGCCAGCCCAGCAUUCGGGAUGACGGACUUGCGCCUACUGCCCGACCUCAAUAUACACCGGACGGUAAUAGAUAUUAUGCCUCGCCGCCAUUCUUACCACAAAAUACUGCUCAGGCGGAGGGGUUUUCGUCCCGUGAUCCGCCCGCAUUGCCCUUCCAUUGGGUCGAGAUGGGGAACAUGAUGCUCGAGUCCGCGAGUGAUGACCUUGUGGAACCGGAUCAAAUCCGACGAUUAUUGAAAGACUUGCGUGAAGUACGUCUGGCUAAAAUGAGAGCCGGCACGGACGUUCUCGACGCAGCAGCAACCGGUGGUGGGGGUGUUGCCUUGACAGGUGUUGGCGCAAUGGAAGUUGGCGAGGAGCGAGGGUUCCUGACUGGGGUAGUGGAUAAUCUCCGGAAACUUGGCGCGUCUAAAGAGCAAGCCCGGCGCGAGCAAAUGGCCGAGCAACGGGCUAAUGGUGCAUAUGACGGUGCCCAGGACGAGGAAGAAGAGGACUACAUGGAGUUUUAA